Molecule: messenger RNA, 4452 nt
Organism: Daphnia carinata
Lineage: Eukaryota; Metazoa; Arthropoda; Branchiopoda; Diplostraca; Daphniidae
Gene: dia
Product: protein diaphanous-like
Biological process (GO): actin cytoskeleton organization; actin filament polymerization
Cellular component (GO): actin filament; cytoplasm
Molecular function (GO): small GTPase binding; actin binding; microtubule binding
Source: RefSeq, a predicted model, not a curated record
CAACCUCUUGGCAACGCCGGAAUUCAAGAAAGAUGGAGCAGCCGUUGUGACAACUGUUGGAGUUGUUUCGCUCCUUCUGACACGGAGGCGCUUUCAAACUUUCAACUAGUUAGUAGAGCUGCUCGCGCAUACGCGAAGCCGAGCUCGAUUCAACAGGAGAAGUGUGCUUGAUUCUCACUUUCGUCCUUCGUUUAGUGUAUCAAAAUUGAAGAGACAACACAGAGCAGCAGAAAAGUGCUUUCUUAUACACCACUCAAGGUGGAAAUUUUGUGUGUUUGGUGACAACGCCUGUUGCUACAUCGAAUCGCCUAUCAAGAUAAAGUUGAACUGUGACUCUUCGUGAUAACCCGUGACCAAUGAACCGGUCGUUGUGAAGAGCUUACCCUUAUUCUGACACCGUCGUCGUUGAAGGACGUUUCUGGCCACCAGAAUGUCGAGGCAGGACAAAAAGGGCAAUUUUCUGGACAAAAUGGGCUUCGGCUGGUCCAAAAAGUCCGGACGGGGACAGAUGGGCGGCGCCCCCGGGACACUCUCCCGUCCUCACUCCGAGGUCGACUUCUCCGAGAUGGACGAAAAUGCACAUAUGGCCAUCGACAACAUGAGCGAAGACGAAGUCAAUGCCGCCUUCGAGAAAAUGCUGGAUGACAUGAAUUUAUCAGAGGAGAAAAAAGAGCCGUUGCGAUUGCAGCCAAACUUUCGCAAAAAGGAAAUGUUGGCCAUGCACAUGAAGGGCACAGUCCAGAAACAUCGGAAUCGAUUUGACACACCACAAGAUUACAUAUUUUAUCUGAGCAACCCGGACUUGAGCGUUCACAAAAUCUACACCUGCAUGGAGUCAUUGAGAAUCGCCCUGACAAAUAACCCUCUGACGUGGGUCCAUGAUUUUGUCUGCGAGGGCUUAAACCAAGUUCUGACUAUCCUCAACGAAUGCUACAGAAGGGACCAGAGAUGGGACAGGGUCCAACACGAGUGCAUCCGGUGCUUGAAAGCUAUUUCCAACAACAAAGUCGGUCUCAAGAAGCUCUUUGAACACCGAGAGGCGUUGACUCUUCUAGCCCGAUCCUUCGUUCCGUCCUUACCGGCCGUUAUGGUCGAGGCCGUCAAGCUGAUGGCCGGUAUCUGUUUGGUGCCGCCGGAAGGACACGAGCGUGCGCUAGAGGCCAUUACCACCAGUGGCGAGCUGAAGAGCAUCUCCCGCUUUCAGCCCAUUAUUGAAGCGCUGUCGAAUAUGGAGAAUGACACACUAACGGUGGCUUGCGUCCAGCUGAUCAACACCAUUGUGCUCACCCCAGAUGAUUUGGACUUUCGACUACAUUUGCGUAAUGAAUUCAUGAGAGUGGGCCUCGCCGAUCUUAUCGAUAAACUGGGUCAGCGGGACAGCGUGGACUUGCAGCUGCAGUUGAAAGUUUUUGAGGAGCACCGCGAUGAGGAUUUCUACGAAUUUGCCCAGCGUUUCGACAAUAUACGCAUGGAUCUGGAUGACACUGUGGAAUGUUUCGAAGUACUUCGCAACUCUGUUGUAGAAACGCCCAGCGAACCCUUUCUACUCUCUAUUCUCCAGCAUUUGCUUUUCAUUCGGGACGACCCCAAUGUCAAGGUUUCGUAUUACAAACUCAUCGAAGAAUGUAUUGCUCAAGUCGUCUUACACAAGAGCGGAUGCGAUCCGGAUUUUUCUGCUACAAAAAGAUUUCAGAUCGAUGUAGAACCUCUUAUCGAAACCCUUUCUGAGCGUGCAGCGAAGGAUGGAGAGCCUAGGGUAGAUGAAGUCAAUAAAAAAUUGGAAGAAGCUCUUACUGCUAAGCAAGAAUACGAAGCCAAAUUGGCGGCAGCAAGUCAACGGAUUGCGGAGCUCGAGAGCUAUUUGGCUGGAGGCAAAGGAUCGAUGCCUUCCAAACCUCCUCCCCCUCCCCUAGCUAUGUACGGUGGAGGUGGCCCUCCACCACCCCCACUUCCCGGAAUGGGUGGACCUCCCCCGCCACCUAUGCCAGGUAUGGGUGGUGGACCUCCUCCGCCACCGAUGCCCGGCAUGGGAGGGCCUCCCCCACCCCCAAUGCCCGGUUUCGGCGGGCCACCCCCACCUCCGAUGCCAGGCAUGGGUGGACCUCCGCCGCCACCUCCGCCUCCUGGAAUGGGAGGGCCAAGACCUCCACCCGGUGGAAUACCAGGGAUCGGUCCUCCGCCCGGUAUGCCGGCUACACCGCCCAGGCCAGAUAUUCUGCCCUUUGGUAUGAAGCCCAAGAAAAAAUGGCAGUUGGAAAUGCCUCUGAAACGAACUAAUUGGAAAACGAUUCAACCGCAAAAACUCUCUGAAAAGGCGUUUUGGGUCAACGUGGAAGAAGAUCGGCUUGAAUCGCCCGAUCUCUUGGAUGGCCUGAGCGCCAAAUUCUCUUCCAAACCUCCUGCCAAAAAAGCACGAGAAGGAGAUUCAGAUAAGCCAAUGAGCAAAAAAUUCAAAGAACUAAAAGUGCUCGACGGGAAGUCUGCGCAGAAUUUGUCGAUUCUUUUGGGUGGGUCUCUCAAGUACUUAAGCUACGAUGACAUCAAGCGAGCAAUUCUCCACUGCGACGAAACGGUGCUAUCCGACAGCGUUUUGCAGCAAUUAAUCCAGUACAUACCCACGCCUGAACAGCUGAAGAAACUCGAAGAAUAUAAAGAGCAAUACGAUAACUUAGCCGAAGCGGAACAGUUUUCUGUUACGCUGGCAAGUAUCAAAAGAUUAGUGCCACGCCUCAAAUCCAUCAGCUUCAGACAACACUACAAUGAGAUGGUCCAGGACAUAAAACCAGAUAUCGUCGCUGCCACUUUGGCAUGUGAAGAGAUUAGAGAUAGCAAGAAAUUCGCCAAACUGCUGGAACUUGUUCUCCUAAUUGGCAACUACUUGAAUACGGGAACCAAAAACGCCCAAGCUGUCGGAUUUGAAAUAUCAUACCUUCCCAAGUUGACUAGCACGAAAGAUGCCGAGAAUAAAACGACGUUGCUCCACUAUUUGGUAGACGUGAUUGAAGAAAAGUUUGCCGACAUUCUCAACUUUAGCGAAGAGGUCGUCCACGUUGACCGGGCGUCCCGCGUCUCGAUGGAUACGAUCCAGAAAACGCUGAAGCAAAUGGAUAGCUCCAUAAAGAACUUGGAGACUGACCUAAAGAAUGCCAAAGCAGCCGUGUCAGAAGAGGACAAGUUCUUGGAAGUCAUGGGUAAUUUUGCCAGAGAUGCUCGUGAACAGUGUGACGUCUUGCAACGGAUGGGCAAGAAAAUGGAAAAGGUCUACUUGGAGCUGGCUGAAUACUUUGUAUUUGACCCGCAAAAGUAUACCUUGGACGAAUUUUUCACGGACGUCAAAACUUUUAAAGAUUCGUUCAACCAAUGCUACAAAGAUAAUUGCAAGCUGCGUGAAACGGAAGAGAAGAUCCGACGAGCGCGUGAAGCCAAGGAGAAAGCCGAACGGGAGAAACUUGAACGCCAAGCCAAAAAGAAGGCACUGGUCGACAUGAAUAUCGACGACGAUCAAGAGGGCGUUAUGGACUCUCUGUUGGAGGCUUUGAAGACUGGUUCUGCUUUCUCCAGAGACCAGAGACGGAAACGAGAUCGACCCCCUCGUGCGGUCGGAGCGGAACGCCGUGCGCAAAUGAAUCGCAGCCGGUCCAAAGGAGCACUCCUAGAGUCCCCUUCAUCUCGGGAAAUGAAAGGGACAUUCGGUGACGAUAGACCUCUAGCUCCGGUCAUAACUGAUGAUUUGACAGAUGGUCUGACCAUGAAAGCGCCUCGCCCAAGAAAAACACGGAACAACCUUCCACCACCAAAGUUCGACAUGGCUGCCGAGUUACUUAUGAGUGGAGGCCGAGAAAGGGAAGUGAAGCUCAAUAACGGAGGUGGAUACGUGGCUGGCUCUGAUGACGGAUCAGAGGCCGAUCGACUAAUGCAACGAUUAAAAGCGCUUUAACAAAUCUUGUCUCCCAGAUACUUGCUCCAUUCCACUGCCAACGCAGUAAUAAGUAUUUUUGUUCCAAAAUCUGAAGUUUGAACGCUAUAAUCGCGCCUUGUUUUGUGCUGUACAUGUUUCCACAAACAUCUCUAUCUGCUUCAGAAAAUGUGCCAUUACGUUUGUUCGCUGUGCGUCGCUAUCAUUCCGUGAGAUCUUCCAAAGGGGUUGAAUACUGGUCUAUGGGCAUUGGAUUUUACUGGGUUCUCAUUUCAUCUUUCCAGAGCCAAUUCGGGCGAUUGACGAAGUGAGCCCAUAAAUGUGAAAGACCUUGAUUUUAACGUUUGUCGUCAAAGCUGCAACCAUCCUUGCAGUUGGGACUUGGGAUCUUGCUGACGUUUGUGUAUGUAAUAUAUGCCUGCCUAUCAGUCUCUUAACUUUGUUACGCCUUGGUUUGAGGCAUUCGGUUCACAUCGAAUAUGCUUCUGUUUGCCUGCUGUACUAAAAAAAAAAAAUAUGACUAUGAUUUAUCAUGA